Messenger RNA from Plectropomus leopardus (leopard coralgrouper), 283 nucleotides. The record is from RefSeq and is a predicted model, not a curated record. NCBI's taxonomy places the organism in Eukaryota, Metazoa, Chordata, Actinopteri, Perciformes, Serranidae.
GUUUUAUGCGGCCUGCGUAGUUCUUGGACUUCAGUUCCUUCAUGACCAUAAGAUUGUGUACAGAGACCUCAAACUUGACAACCUGCUGCUAGACACAGAUGGCUACGUGAAGAUCGCUGACUUUGGACUGUGCAAAGAAGGAAUGGGCUUUGGGGACCGUACCAGCACAUUUUGUGGGACUCCAGAGUUUUUGGCCCCGGAGGUCCUAACAGAUACAUCCUACACUAGAGCAGUUGACUGGUGGGGACUGGGGGUCCUCAUCUAUGAAAUGUUGGUGGGAGAG